Molecule: messenger RNA, 1524 nt
Organism: Clupea harengus (Atlantic herring)
Lineage: Eukaryota; Metazoa; Chordata; Actinopteri; Clupeiformes; Clupeidae
Cellular component (GO): cytoplasm
Molecular function (GO): oxidoreductase activity
Source: RefSeq, a predicted model, not a curated record
UCAUCAUCAUCAUCAUCAUCAUUAUGACUGUUUUCGAACCUAAUGCUAUUGUUAAGAUGACUGACAAAUUAGUUUUAUUUAAUAAUAAAAUCAAAUAAUGAAUGAACAAAGUCUUUACCCUAAAGGAAAUUCCAGACAUUCCAUCUCUUUGCAUGAGUCCUGUGUUUUAUCAACUUGUUUGUAACAGCACAGAUGCUCAAUAAAAAAAACAACAAAAAAAAACAGAUUAAAACACAUACAUUAUGCAUACACAGCAGAAAUGUGCCGUGUCAUUGUGACAGUAUAGAUUUCUCCCUAAGGAAGUCACAAAUUACCUCAGCUGCUCUCUAAGUAUGCCGUCUCCAUAGUGAUCUGAUAGUGCUACUCUCCGCCUAGCCACUGACUCCCCCCAAUAGGGUGUGUCAGUGACUCAGCUCGUUUAACUAAAUCUGAGGAGCUAUGAAGAGGGAGUGGUCACGGUACUAAACUAACACUACAGAGCCUUUAGUAGAGCAGUAGACGAUAAACACAGAAGGUGAAAGUGCACCACACACAGAGAGAGAGAGAGAGAGACUGGAAGAGAAAGAACAUGGCAGGAAAGGCAUGCAACGUUCUGAUCACAGGAGCCAAUCGUGGCCUGGGGCUGGAGAUGGUCAAACAGCUGGCGGAGACGUCCUGUCCCGGCCGGAGGAUUUUUGCUGGCUGCCGUGAUCCCAGCGCUCCCAAAUCACAGAGUCUACAGGAGCUGGCAAAGCAGCACCCUGGAGUCAUUCAUGUUAUUCGCCUCGAUGUUGCUGAUCUGUCGAGCAUUAAGGAGUCUGCCAAGCAGGUGGGCUUAUUCUUAGGGAAGGAUGGACUCAACCUGCUGGUCAACAACGCUGGAAUGGCCACGCAUGAGGACAUGAAAACAGCAGGACCCAAAGAGAUGCAGGACACCUUCAACACCAACAUCAUGGGACCAAUGCUGGUUACCAAGGAGUUCCUGCCGUAUCUGCGUGAGGCAGCGAAGAGCAGUGGGGAACCAGGGAUGUCCUGCAGCAAGGCAGCCGUGAUCAACAUCUCCACAAUACUGGCCUCCAUAGCAAAAGUUCCUGAAACUGUUGCCUUCUUCCCAGUUUUUGCACUCCCAUAUCGUAUUAGCAAGGCAGGUCUAAACAUGCUAACGGUCUGUAACGCAGUGGAAUUCAAGGACGAUGGGAUCCUGUUUGCGCUCCUACACCCUGGAUGGGUGCAAACUGACAUGGGGGGGGCAGGGGGGGCAAUUGACGCCCAGGAGAGUGUCAGUGGUAUGCUGCGUGUAAUGAGCGACCUGACUGAGAAGCAGAGCGGAGCCUUUCUGGACUACAACGGACAAUCUCUGCCCUGGUAAAAAUGAAGAAGGGACGCUCACUGUCUCCCAGUAUUUUAUUGCAUUACUUGUUUUUCACAAAUAUUACAUGAAUGGCGACCAUACUUUUGUUGAUUGUGAUGUGAUUGUGAUGUUACUAUGCCACUGUGUUAUAUUUGAUAAAUAUUGUACUUUGUAAUAAAGUUGAUUAAACCCUC